Messenger RNA from Theileria orientalis strain Shintoku, 2400 nucleotides. RefSeq lists its product as hypothetical. Bases 1 to 2400 code for a protein of 799 amino acids. The transcript has 3 exons. Lineage: Eukaryota; Apicomplexa; Aconoidasida; Piroplasmida; Theileriidae. The record is from RefSeq and is a predicted model, not a curated record.
AUGGGCUCCAGCUAUAACUCCGGUGAAAUUUCCGAGUUGGAAAGAACGGAAUCACUAUGGCUGUGUCAUAAAGAUAGCCUCGAAAACAUAAUCAGCUCACGAUCUAAACAGUCAUCAGUCAACGAAGAAGUGAAUAUACUAAAAAACGGAAAUUUAGAGCCCGGAUCGCAAAUUCAAAAUCAUGUUGAUAAAAAUUUUCAUAAUAAAAGACACACGAUCAAUUUGUUGGAUUUUAAGACUAUUUUAAAGUUAAAGGAGAUAGUAGAGAAGCCGUUCUUACAGCACCCGGACUCAACAGAACCUUUAAAUGAAGAACAGGUGGACUACACAGAUGAUGUGUCUGAAACGAGCACGUCAAUCAGCGAGUGCGAUGAAAACGAGUCGCCGAUGGAAGAAUCGGACGAAGAAAAAAGUGAGCCAGUAGAUUUAAAAGAAAUGAUGAUUUAUCAAACGAUAAGGUUCAUGGACUACCGAAGGUUUUCAAGAAGGUUCAACGGGAUAAGAAAGCCGGUGUCGAACAAGAAGGCGCUACUUAUCUGCCUGUUCUGCUCAGUGCUGGCGCUGGUGCCGUUCAUAGUAUUCAGAAAGUUCGACCAGUACUACGUGGUGAGCAUACAAGUGAAGAGAGGAGCAAUGGCCUACGUGUCGUCGCUCGCGUUCCUGGGAGCAGCCUUCCUGCUGGCGAAGAUACAGCUGAAGCUGCCGCUGAGACUGCCAGUGAUCCUGUCGUACAUGUUCAUGUUCAUAACGCUCAUAGUGCUUAUCGUCAUGAGGAACAUAGCGAACAUAGAGAAGUACGUGUGGCCGCUCCUGAUCUCGUACGCGUCAGUGCAAAUAUUCCUCAUAUCACUCACGAGGGCGUUCAUAUACUUUGUGCCGAUACUGGCGCUUAACGGGAAGUUCUUCCCGUGCACGGAGCACUUCCAACUGCUGAAAAGGACGAUGACGAAAAGGAAGAUGAACAUAACAGUCAGCAGGUACAACGACUACACAUCGAUCUGGGAGACGCGCUCGUGCGGAUUCUUCAUGUGCAUCUACAGAACACUCUACAGACUGGUGAUGUACAUAAAAAAGAAGAUGAACCCAAGGAAGGAGUUCUCGAAGAGCAGAGGUAAGGAGUAUAUGUUAAUAAAAAAUGUAGACACGCCGCUAUUCGGGCACCAGAUGAGGUACUACGGGAAAAUAGACUCGAACAACCUGCCUCACGGCUACGGCGAGUGGCUGGAGGACCACAUAUACGGAGAGCGUCUGCACGGAUACUGGUGGCACGGGUACCCAGUGGGCCCCUUCACGUCGCAGGAAAUAGGCUCGGGCUCGAUCUUCGUGAAUAACCGAGUGGCAUUCAUGACGGGUACGCACCUGGCAAAGGGGAAAAGGCGCUACGGAGUCUCCUCAACGGAGUGCUCAAUCUCAGGAUACUUCUUCAGACAAAUGCCAAGAACAUACUUCUUCAACCCAGAGGUAAGCGAGAUACGGAGCAGAAAUAGGAACGUUAAUACGAUGACAUAUACAGAUAUAUGGGCACCAAUGCACAUACAAACAUCGAAUAAGAACAAGUGCGACGUCUUCUUUUUGCUUCAAAGAAGUUUUGAAAAUAUAAUGGGAUCAUCGCCACAGUGGUGUAUAGGAAUGCUUAAAAGACAGUUUCACUUGAAUAAGCCGAGCGAUCAGAGUCACAUGAGUAUAUACGUGGAUAAGCUGACAGAUUCACUGAAGAUAGAAGGGCAUAGAGUAAGACCAGGAGAAAAAAGUAACAUCACGCCGGACGAGUUGGUUAUCAAGUUGGUUAAGUACCAAGGGAAGAGUAAAAGCAUGCCGGCACUGCAGAGAACAAGUCAGCCGAAGAAGUCAGAGUUGCCGCUGUAUAAAGCGUUCACAACAAGAUUUAUUUCACAGAAACACAACGACGCGAAAGAGGCACAGGAAAGUAGCAACAAACAAAUUAAAAGUAAAAUCUCGAUGCUGAUAAGAGACGAAGAUGAGUGGGAGAAUAAACAGCAAAUGUAUAACCAUAAAAUAGUGGCAAACGGAUGGUGUAGAGUAAGGCCAUCGACGAAGAGCGACUUAAUCUCAGAGACAGUAGUAUUGUAUAUACACGGAUAUAAUACUACACUGAGCGAGGCGUGCUCACAAAUGGCACACAUAGUGUCGUUCGCAAAGCUGCCGCCGUACGUACUGCCAAUCGUGUUCAACUGGAAGGGGCACAGCUGGGGAGUAUUCUCAGCAUUCUCGUACCCAAAGGCAGUGAAGAGGUGCCAAAACCCGAACAUAGUGGAGGCGUUCAACGUGCUGAUCGACGACCUGAUUAACCUGGGAAUCAAAAACGUGCACUUCCUGGUGCACUCGUGCGGAGCGAGGAUCUUCUUCAACGUUAUCAGCUCAGCAAUAAGGAACGGGUAA